Messenger RNA from Arabidopsis lyrata subsp. lyrata, 719 nucleotides. Its product is annotated as DNA-directed RNA polymerases II and V subunit 8A. Gene Ontology annotation, biological process: DNA-templated transcription. Gene Ontology annotation, molecular function: DNA-directed RNA polymerase activity. The record is from RefSeq and is a predicted model, not a curated record. The transcript has 5 exons. Gene Ontology annotation, cellular component: RNA polymerase I complex; RNA polymerase III complex; RNA polymerase II, core complex. NCBI's taxonomy places the organism in Eukaryota, Viridiplantae, Streptophyta, Magnoliopsida, Brassicales, Brassicaceae. The coding region runs from base 137 to 577 and encodes 146 amino acids.
AAUUUUUUUGCUCUUCUCUGACCCAUCGCUGGGGAGAUUUCUCUAAGAAAGUCUUUAACUUUUGAUCUCAAGCUUUCAUCUCUCCCUCAACACAAGCUCCAGGUUCAUAAAUAUCUACUUACAAGUUGACUUCAGAAUGGCGAGCAAUAUCAUCUUGUUCGAGGAUAUCUUCGUGGUCGAUAAGCUAGACCCUGAUGGCAAAAAGUUUGAUAAAGUUACUCGCGUUCAAGCUACGAGCCACAACUUGGAAAUGUUUAUGCAUUUAGAUGUUAACACAGAGGUUUAUCCAUUGGCUGUUGGUGAUAAGUUCACACUUGCGUUGGCUCCCACGCUUAAUCUCGAUGGAACCCCUGAUACCGGCUAUUUUACUCCGGGAGCAAAGAAAACACUUGCGGAUAAGUAUGAAUACAUCAUGCACGGGAAGCUUUACAAGAUCUCUGAGCGUGACGGCAAAACUCCUAAAGCAGAGCUAUAUGUUUCGUUUGGCGGCCUCCUGAUGUUGCUUAAGGGAGAUCCAGCUCACAUUUCUCACUUCGAACUCGACCAGAGGCUCUUCCUACUCAUGAGGAAGCUGUGAGAUGCCAUUGUCUGAUCAUUACCCGGCAUUUUUCGCAUAUUAACAGAAAUCUUGAUCUAAUGUUUAAUAUUUGCUACUUCAACUUAUGCGAUUUUCAUGAAGCAACUCUUGUGCAAAAGCAAGUUUUUCCGUACCGUUUUAA